Molecule: messenger RNA, 2900 nt
Organism: Archocentrus centrarchus (flier cichlid)
Lineage: Eukaryota; Metazoa; Chordata; Actinopteri; Cichliformes; Cichlidae
Gene: tmem203
Product: transmembrane protein 203
Exons: 2
Coding region: 323-739 (138 amino acids)
Biological process (GO): intracellular calcium ion homeostasis
Cellular component (GO): endoplasmic reticulum
Source: RefSeq, a predicted model, not a curated record
GUACCAGCCGGAGGUUCAGUCUUCUCGCGAUAUCUGUCAUCGGCGAGAAAAUAGCAGGAGGUAUAAUGCUAACAGCUUCUUAGCCUCGUUAGUUUUUGACAUUUCGCUUCUAGUUGGAUGGAGAAGAGGAUUCUCAGCUGUUUCAAAGGGUGGAUCUAAAGAUGUAGCCUACAGCGUGCCACCUCUGCACCACUUAACUACUCCUGCCCCGUGAUAAUCAGCCCUCUGCCACCCUCACCCUGGAGCACUUUGACCCGCAUCCAGGGCUGCCCUGUGCGUGACUCGGCCGUCCUUAGUCACUCCGUCCCCGCCGUCCUCCAUCAUGCUGUUCUCCCUCAGGGAGCUGGUCCAGUGGCUGGGCUUCGCUACCUUCGAACUCUUCCUCCACCUGCUGGCUCUGCUGGUAUUCAGUAUGCUGGUCGCCCUGAGAGUCGACAUGUUCACCCCCGGGCUGAGUUGGUGGCUGGUGUUCGUCCCACUGUUCGCCGCAGAUGGCCUCAGCACGUACUUCACAGCCAUCGUGUCCAUCCGACUUUACCAGGAGAACGAGAAGCGACUGGCUGUGCUGCGGCUCCUCUGGGUGCUGACAGUGCUUAGCCUGAAGCUGGUGUGCGAGGUUCUGCUGUGCCAGAAGCUGGCCGAGCAGGAGCAAGCCAAAGACCUGUGGUUUGGCCUCAUCGUCUCGCCACUCUUCAUCCUCCUGCAGCUGCUCAUGAUACGAGCAUGCCGCGUCAACUGAGGAGAGGCGGAAGUGCUUCAUGUAACUGACAACACGAGAGCAGAAAGCAGUCUUUGGGUACAUCCACACUAAUAUGUUUACAUUUUAAAAUGUCUACAUUAGUCCCCGUGAUUUGCCCCAUCUAUUUUAUUUGUCCCAAAAGUAUGGAAAUUCCUGCAUCACAAACAUUAAACACAACCUACAACUAACUAAAGUCGAAUGGCUUAUUAAAAAAUGCAUUAUGAUGAGACAAAAUGGUAAAAAAAUCCACAAAAGGAGCCCAGUUAAAUUGGGGGGGGGGGGGGUUUAAAUGAAAUCAAAGAGCCCAGUGUAUAAAAUGCAAUACAAUUAUGAGUUAAAUAAGUUUAAAAAAAGAAAAAGAAAAGAAAACUGAAACCUUUGAAAAUAGUGAUGCAGACACAUGUUUCUGAGUGGGUCACACAAGGGAAGCCACAACACUGUAGCUAGACCCUGAAACCUUUGUGAUUUCAUUUUUUAUGUUUGUGGGUACUGUGACUCCAAUCUCAGCCAUUGCCAAGGUUUUGCUUUAUCUCAAAUCCGACUAGCUACUUUCAAAAUCAGUUCCACCCAUAGAAAAAAUUAUAAAAGCUGGAUGUAGCUUCUGGGGCUACAAAAAGCAAAGCCAAUGCUUUAGUGCCUUAAAUCUGCAUUAUUUUUAUUGGCCACCAGGGGGCAACUCCUUUAGGCGUCCAUAAUAAGUGUGAUCUCAGGAAAACAUUUUCCUGAUCAAUUUAUGGGCUUGAUUGCUAGUUUCAGGUCUUAUUAAAUAAAACUGUUAAUUUUAUCAGUAAUAGGCUAUAAAAAAAGGGGGGAUUAUCCAAUGUAAUUACAAGAUAUUAACCAAUCAACCUUUGGUGUCCCUCGCUUUCUCAGUCAGAUCCAACCUUCUUAAAACACCAAGAUGGUGACAGCUCAAAGCUUCGUAAUAGGAGACUAACCAACAGUUGAUGUCGUAGUGGCUAUGUCCAUCUCUUAGGUACAGUUUAUGGUUCCACUUUAUUUUCGGUCCGAGCAAACAAAUCUCUAGUUUACUUCCUGCCAUUGCUGCUCUUCCUCCAUAGUAUUUUCUACAAACGUGUGACCAUCUGCUGCAUCUUUACACUGGCUCAAGCACACCACUCACUGCUCUUCAUCAUUAACACACAGUUCUUUUUUUAAUUGUUUUCCCUAAUAAAGACAUCUUAGUUUUUGCUCAGACAGAGUCGUUUCUGGUUUAAAAUAAAAAUAUGUUAGUGUGGGUGUAGCCUUCAUCUGCCGUUAGAGAUUUUAAAGCAUAACAGCAUUUUAUUAUUUAUUUAUUUUUUUAGCAUUUUGGUUAAUUUCCACCUUUUUUCCAAAAACGAAAAAAAUAAAUAAAUAAAUAAACAUGAGUUUUUGAUGUUUCAGGAAACACACACAUAAUGCUAAUUGCUUUAAAACACAUAGUAAAUAGAAUAAACAGAAAUUUUCCUCACCUGCAAAAUACAUUUCACUGUGCAUUGUACUGUGUAUAACUGUGCAUGUGACAAAUAAACACUAUCUUAAAUCUUAAUCUUAAAUCUUAAGUUAUAACAAGUAUUUCUAAAAGAACUUGUAUUUGGACCUUAGUGGCACCUCUGCACUGUGCAGUCAGCGCUAGAAAAUUUCCUCCAGAGUUAAUGUGUUAAUGCACUCGUACACUCAAUGUUAAGGCAGCAAAGCCCCAGUCAUUUUUUUUUUUAACAACUUUGAUGAAAUUGCUGCAGCUCUUUUUUUUUUCUCUCUUGAUUAAGAUACUGCUUGCCAACAAAAACGUGUUUAGGAUUUUGAUCUCACUUUGUCGUCUGUGCGCCUCAAAAUCCAUCAGAGAGAAGUGGUGUGGACUUGAGAAGAAGCUGGAUGUGACUUAGAAGGAAUUGUUACACGCAUCUUCCCUAAAAGAACAAACUGCUGUUUACUUUGACAACGUGUAAUGUAUUCAAUCUGUUUUUGGUCCUUUGCUGUCUGUGUACUGCAUGUAUUUAAGGCCUCUACAGUAAAUCCUGAUAUGAAAUUCUGUAUAUAUGUUGUUGUUUUUUGUUUGUUUUUUCUUCUUCUUUGUUAAAUACAUUAAAAAAUGUUAUGUUAUUUUUCUUUCUUUUUUGCUGUUGCACCUUUUUAAUUGUCAUCUGUAUAUACGUGUAAAUAAAAUGUCAACAUUUAA